AUGAGUAAUUAUAUGCCACAAGGAUCUAAUCCAGAAACAGCAUCAUUCACAUGCAAUACUUGUGGAAUCAAAUUUAUAAAUGCCGAACUUCAACGACAACAUAUGAAGACUGAAUGGCAUCGAUAUAAUCUUAAAAGAAGAGUAGCACAAUUACCUUCAAUUUCUUCUGAUACAUUUGCUGAAAAGAUAUUACAUUCACGACAAUUUGAAUUGGGUGGUGGUAGUGGUGAUUCUAGAGGAGAGAAUGAAGAUGAAUAUGGAUUUUAUGUAGCUACAAGAAAGAAGAAAUUACAUGGUGGUCAAAGACAAUUGACGAAGAAGUUUUUGAAAUUGCAACUGAGGAAACUAGAGCAGGGACUGACUAAUAGCGAAGGACAAGAGGCAGACAAUGAAGAUGACGAAGAUGAAGGACAAAAGCCGUUUACAGGGUCCAAUAGUGUCAUUUCUGAAUUUUCACAAUUUUCAUUAGACGAUCAUCAUGAUACCCAUUCCGAGAUUGGAUCUGUAGAUACUGGAUCAGAGAUCAAUUAUACCGAAUCUGAUUUCACCGAUUUGGAAGGAGAAAUGCUUUCCUCAGAAGAAGAAGAGGACGGAUACGUCUAUGACGACGAUGAAGAAAAUGACUAUUCCGAUAAUGAUGAUUCAAUGGAAGAAAUAAAAGCUAUCCCAAACACCCAUUGUUUCUUUUGUGAUCAAAAUAAUCAUGAAAUUGAAAAUAAUAUAAAACAUAUGUUUAACAGACAUGGUUUAUACAUUCCUGAAAGAUCGUUCUUAAUCAAUGUUGAAGGGUUUCUCAAUUAUCUUAGUGAAGUAAUCUCAGUGGAUAAUGAAUGUUUGGUUUGUGGAUUCGUCGGUAGAAGUUUGGAAAGUAUCAGACAACAUAUCACAUCAAAAGGACAUUGCAAAAUUCCAUAUGAAACAAAACAAGACAAAUUGGCUCUUGCUGAAUUCUACGAUUUCAUUGAUGAAUCAUCUUCCACCAGAAGAAAAAGUACAACUGACAAGCAUGUGGGAUUCAGUGAAGACCCCCUGUCCUCUGCAAUUAUUGUCGAAUAUGCCGCAUCAGAAGAUCUUGACGAUGCUUCUGAAGAUAUGGAUGAUAAUGGAAUCAAUAAGAAUUAUUCACUAGUCCAAAUAGAUAGAUCCGGAGUCGAAUUAACCACUCCUCUGGGUUCACGAAUCGGACACAGAUCAAUGGCAAGAUAUUAUAGACAGAAUAUUGCCUUACCCCGUGAAUAUUCCCAAGGACAACAAACACAAGCAUUAGUGGAUAGAAGAUUUGCAGCUACUGAACUUUCGUCAUAUCAAGUUACAAAGGAAGAAAAAGCGAUUAGAAGGGUAGAACUUAGAUUGAAGAAUGAGAAUGAGAGAAGGACGAAGUCUACUAAAGUUAAUUUCCAAAAACAUUUUAGAGAUGAAAUGUUACAAUAG
Molecule: messenger RNA, 1431 nt
Organism: Hemisphaericaspora subhashii
Lineage: Eukaryota; Fungi; Ascomycota; Pichiomycetes; Serinales; Debaryomycetaceae
Exons: 1
Coding region: 1-1431 (476 amino acids)
Biological process (GO): ribosomal large subunit biogenesis
Cellular component (GO): preribosome, large subunit precursor
Molecular function (GO): nucleic acid binding; zinc ion binding
Source: RefSeq, a predicted model, not a curated record